Euleptes europaea (tarantolino) is the source of this 2069-nucleotide messenger RNA. It is a transcript of the gene MPHOSPH10, whose product is annotated as M-phase phosphoprotein 10. Gene Ontology annotation, cellular component: nucleus; Mpp10 complex; sno(s)RNA-containing ribonucleoprotein complex. The transcript has 11 exons. The record is from RefSeq and is a predicted model, not a curated record. Gene Ontology annotation, biological process: rRNA processing. The coding region runs from base 1 to 2064 and encodes 687 amino acids. Lineage: Eukaryota; Metazoa; Chordata; Lepidosauria; Squamata; Sphaerodactylidae.
AUGGCUGCGAACGUGGCGGCUGCGGCUCCACGCGGGCGGCUGGGCCGGUGCCUGCAGACCCUCGAGGCCGCCGCCGCCCGGCCGGAGCGCUUCCUCAGCACUCAGGAGGGACUCGCUGCCGACCUCAACUUGCUAACAAAAACGCUGUACGACUUCCACAAAGCGCUCGGGCCUGAGACAGUUCCUGGGAGCCCUUUAAAAGAACUGGUGAUAGACAACUUUGAUGAAGAACAGAUCUGGCAGCAGCUAGAACUCCAGAAUAACGCGGUCCUGAGCUACUUCAAGGCAGCGGUCGCUAGAAACGUUGCUGAGGAGGACCUCUGCCUUCUCCCAGAACCAGAAGAGGAGGAUAAUCUCACAGACGACAAUGAGCAAGAGACAGACGAUGAAGUCCAGAUGGAAGGCCUCGACAGCGAUCCUCUGGAGGAAGAGGAAAGUGACCAUGAAGAAAAGAGAAGUCAACUCGGAGCGAGGGUGGACCCCACAUUUAGUGAUGAGGAUUCAGAUAUUGACUUUGACAUCGACAAGUUGGAGCGACAGACCCGUCCAUCAAAGACUGCCGUGAAAAGAACAGGCGAAAAGUCCGUAGUGGAUGACAGGUUCUUCAGACUGGCCGAGAUGGAGGCAGUUCUGGGUGCGGUGGAGAAAAAAGAAAGCCAGGAGAAGGACAGCGAUGACGACGACGGAGAGGAAAUCGAUUAUUUUGAGGACGUUCUUUCGGAAGAUGACGACGACGAGGAGGAUGUGGAAUUUGGGAAAGCUACAAUGAAGCUGCCUAAAAGCGCUCGCGAUCUCAAAUAUCGGGAUUAUUUUGACCCCGUCGACAAUUGUGAAGAUUUCACAAGUGACCACCAAGGCGGUGAAGAUGACGGCAGCCAGAGUAAGGGGGAAGAAUGCGACACAGAAGAGGAAGAUAGUGAAGGAGCAGUCGUCAGGCAAGUGGCUGGCGAAAUUGAUGAAAUCCAACAGCCGCAGGCGAACAAAACGAAGAAAGGGGCUUCUAAGAGGGUGACGUUCACCUUGCCGUAUGACAGCGACGCAGAAGACGAACCAGAUGCGUCAGAGGGAAAGACGAGCCGUUCUCCUGAAACAAAGUCCUCCUUUGAGAAAAGGCAGGAAAAGCUGAGUGAGAAAAUUAAACUGCUCGAAGAGGAGCUACUGAGGGAGAAGUCCUGGCAGCUGAAGGGAGAGGUGACCGGACAGAAGCGGCCCGAAAACAGCCUUCUGGAGGAGACGCUGCUCUUCGACCAUGCGGUCAAAAUGGCUCCUGUCAUCACAGAGGAGACGACGAUGGAGCUUGAAGAGAUAAUCAAGAGGAGGAUAAAAGAUCAGGCCUGGGACGACGUCGUACGGAAAGAAAAGCCAAAAGAGGAUCCCUACGAGUACAAAAAGCGUCUGACUCUGGAUCACGAGAAAAGCAAAUUAAGCCUCACCGAAAUUUAUGAGCAAGAAUAUUUGAAACUUAACCAGAAAAAAACUGAAGAGGAAGAAAAACCCGAACAUAUAGAAAUUCAGAAAGCGAUGGACGCUCUUUUUCUCAAGCUGGAUGCCCUUUCCAAUUUCCACUUCACACCUAAGCCGCCCGUGCCAGAGGUAAAAAUAGUCUCCAAUCUCCCAGCAAUAAGCAUGGAGGAAGUUGCUCCGGUUAGUGUCAGCGAUGCUGCGCUCCUGGCUCCGGAGGAGAUCAAGGAGAAGCCCAAAGGCGGAGACGUGAAAACGGAUGCCGAGAAGACCUCCACAGACAAGAAGCGGGAGCGGAGGAAAAAGAAGGUUUUGAAGCGUAUCAAGCUGAAGGAGAAGGAGAAGCGGCAGAAACUCCUGGAGAAGAAGUCAGAACAAAACCCCAAGCUGAAGAAACAAGUUUCUGCCGAGCAGCUGAAGAAGCUCACCAAGGCAGGCGGGACAUCUCUGCUCAAGGAUGACGGCAAAGAGAAGGCUUUGAAGUCCUCCCGGGCUUUCUUCUCUCAGUUGCAAGAUCAAGUGAAAAUGCAAAUUCAAGGCACAAAGAAAAGCCAGAGGAAACUGAAGGAACGAAAACUCACUGCCCAAAAGCUGAAGCUAUAAGAUAU